Messenger RNA from Miscanthus lutarioriparius, 258 nucleotides. The record is from the annotation of a GenBank genome assembly. NCBI's taxonomy places the organism in Eukaryota, Viridiplantae, Streptophyta, Magnoliopsida, Poales, Poaceae.
AUGGCAGCGACCCUGGCCCGCGCCUCCUUCUCUGCCGCCCUCCGAUCCCUUGCCAGCAGAACUGAAUCUGAGCUCAGUGCCGGCCAUCCGGAGAGAGCUGUGAACAUCCCCUACCUGUUCAGAGCCGGCUCAGGAACAACGAAGAACAUGUGCUUCCUCGAGCAAGUGGCGAGUAUCUUUGGGAAGGACGAUGGGAUCAUCGUUGGUUGUCAGAGUGGCAGGAGAUCUCUCAUGGCAGCAUCUGAGCUCAGCUCUCCU